UGUCUCCAUCUGUGAAGAGUAUAACGAGUAUUGUAUUGACAGACAAUUGACUGCAAAAAAUGGUGGAUCUGUUGUCAGACAGAAGUGGCGGCAUUUGACACGACAACUGACGACACGAGUUAUUAUACAAAACAAACAUCAAUUGUCAUUCAUUUGGGAUCCGAUCGACCACUUGACCAGUCAUGCGGUUCGCGUUGAGGUCGUUGGAUGACUCAAACAAAGAGGUGGAUCUGUCGGUGGGAAAGACAACACUCGGCAGAGGAGUACUUCUUGAUUGCUCAGACAAGAAAGUGUCCCGAAAUCAUGCCUACAUUGAAGUGUCCAAUUCGGGUGAAAUCAGCUUAACUUCGCAACACGUGAAUCCAUGUUUUUACUAUUCGAAAGACUCGAACAGUUCGCCGAAGAUUAUUAAGAAAGAUAUGUCUCAAGAGUUGAGUGACGGCGACAUAUUCAGUCUUUUGGCCAAUAAUUAUAAAUAUCAAGUGAUUAUUGAUUUGGACAACAAUGCAGCCAAACCUGAGACCAAUAAUAAUAAUAAUGACAAGAAAAGUGAUGAAAAAAUACACGAAGAGAACACAGUUAAUGGCGAAAGUGAGGCCACAAAGAAUGACACAAAAAAAGAGUCGAAAAAAGUUGAAGAAGACGACGACACUAAAGAUAACGAUUCUGUCGCUUCGGAUCUUAAAAGAAAUGAUAAGAAGGUUGCAAAUGACGAGAAAAAUAAACCAAAACUGAAUGACAGCGAAAACAAUGUCGAAAAAGAUAAGAAUAAAGAGGAAGAAGAGGACGAGGAAGAAGACGAAGAAGAAGAAGAAAAGGAUGGAAAGGAAAAGAAAGAAGAAAUCAAAAAGAAAGGCAGACCUCCUGGUAAAGGACGAGCUGCUCAGCCGCAGAAAAAGAGUAAGAAGGAUGAAUCAGAUGAAGAGGUUAAUGAAGAUGAAGAGGCAGAAGACGAUGAAGAAGACGAGGAAGAGUCUGAAAGUGACCACAAAGCAAAAGGUCGUCAAAAAGGAAAAGCACCGACUUCUAAAAGAGGACGUCCUAAGCGUUCAUCACAACCAUCUAAACCUAACAGCAAACCCGUCGAUUUAGGAGAUUAUGAUAUGAGUGAUGAAGAAUACAUUUGGGAAGAAAGUGAAUCUGAAGAAGAUUACAAACCAAAAAAGAAAGGUCGAAAAGGUGGAAGUGAUUCAGAAAGUGAUUGGGAAGUUGAACACAAACGCGGUGGUCGUUCAGCUGCUAAAGCACGGACCAGAUAUCAUGAAGAAUCAGAUGAAUCUGACAGCGAUUGGGGAAAGAAAAAGAAAAAGAAAACACCCAAAAAACCCGCUAAAAGACGUCAGAAACCCACCCGAAAGAGUCCACGUAAAAGAAUGAGUGAAUCUGAAGACGAAGUUGAAGAUCUUGAUGAUGGCGACGAAGAAGAAGAAGAAGAGGAAGAAAAACCGAAAAAUCGUCGAAAGUCUAAACGUGACGAAUCGGAUGAUGAAGAAGAAAGUGACGGAGAUUUUAGAGGUGGUCGCAAAGGCGCCAAAAAGAGUCCUAAAAAAGGUGGUCCCGGAAGGCCUAAGAGAGAGGCAGCCAAACGAGGGACUAAAAAGAGACAGAGAGAUGAAGAUGAUGACGAUGAAGAUGAAGAGGUCUCUGAAGAAGAAUCGGCGUCCAAAAAGAAACGAAAUUCACGAAAAUCUGACGACGAAGAAGAGGAAUCUGAAGGCGAAGAUAUGGAUAGUCUUGUAAAAGAGGCCAAAGGGUUUGUACGCAACAAGAAUUUGGCCAAAAAAGUGUGAAUACAUUUGAUUUCUUGAAAAUAAAAUCGCAUAACAAACAAGACUAACGACAAAUCGUUUCAUCUAAUCAUCCAUUGAUUCAAACGAAAUAUCAUCUCUUUAUAUGCUAUU
Messenger RNA from Oppia nitens, 1901 nucleotides. Its product is annotated as transcriptional regulator ATRX homolog. Gene Ontology annotation, molecular function: DNA-(apurinic or apyrimidinic site) endonuclease activity; 3'-5' exonuclease activity; protein binding. Gene Ontology annotation, cellular component: nucleus; site of double-strand break. The record is from RefSeq and is a predicted model, not a curated record. The transcript is spliced from 5 exons. Gene Ontology annotation, biological process: double-strand break repair. Bases 183 to 1790 code for a protein of 535 amino acids. NCBI's taxonomy places the organism in Eukaryota, Metazoa, Arthropoda, Arachnida, Sarcoptiformes, Oppiidae.